UUUGAAUAUUUUUAACAAUCAAAAAAAAACUUUGUUUUUGUGGUUUUUGCAAUUUUCCAUUUUUUCACAAUUUUUCACAGUGAUACUCAUCCAAAUGAUUCGAAAGAUUUUUACCAAAACAAAAAUGUUAAAAUCAAUAUUUUUUUCAUUGUUAUUUCUGAUGAUUAUUUGUUGUCGACAAUCAUGUUUAGCUCGUUCAGAUGAAUGUACCGAUUGGUAUGAAAUAUGUAGCCAAUUUCAAUUGGGUAUAAGUCCAUCCAAAUAUUGUAUUGGAAAAACAUUAUAUUUUUUUCCAAAUUUUAUGACCGAUUGGGAAUCGGCACGUUCAUAUUGUUCCGGAAUAUUCUAUGGUUAUCAACGUGGUGAUUUAUUUUAUUUUGAUGAAAAAUCUGAUGAUUUGGAUUCAGAUUUACGAAUAUUAUUAGAAAAUUAUCAACCAGAAAAUCAGGAAUUUCCAACCAAUGCUUUAUGUUGUCCAACAAUUCCGGAUAUUUCUCAUAUUUCUAAAUAUUCAUCAACACCAACAUCAUUAACAUAUGAUAUUCAAUGUAAAUGGUUACAUAAUGGUGAAUUGAUUGAUGAAGAAUAUUAUCAAAACAUUCGAUUUGAUCCAAUGGAUCAAUGUCAUUUUUUAAUGAUUAAUCUUGACAGUAAAACUGGUGCAAAAUUUUCAAGAUCAGUCGAUGUUUCAUAUGCAGGUGUUACACAAUUUAUGUGUACAUAUCGAAGACCACCGAAAUGCGAUGAUCAUAAAACAACAUCGACAACAAAUAUAGUUCCGACGAAAAUCACUCCAGAACCAACAACAACACCAUCGACAACAACAUCGACAACAACAUUAGGACCAAUUUAUUGUCAUGAAUUAAUUGAUCAAUAUGGUUUUCAUUGGCCAUCAACAAAUAUUAAUCAAACAGCCCGUUUACCUUGUCCAACGAAUUUUAUAGGUACAGCUGAAUGGUUAUGUGGUUCGAAUGGUCAGUUUGUUUCGAAUGGACCAUCGAUUCAUUGUUAUGCUGAAUGGAUUGAUGAAUCGGAAAAAAAUUUAGAAAAAAUUAAAAAUAUGAAACAACUAUCGAAAGAAGUACGACAUUUUCAAUCAAAUAUUGUUGAAAAACCAUCAAAAUUUUUUAAAGAUUUCAAACAAAUUAUUAAUGUUAUACAAAAAAUUGAAUUUAUUUAUGAAUCAUUUGUAUCGAAUGAGAAUAUUGAAUCAUCUAUACAUGAUGUUCGUAAUAUAACCGAAUCAAUGGUUGAAAGUUGUGCAAUAAUUAUUGAACGAGAAUCGAUUUGGCAACAAAGUCAACGACAUGAUCGUAUAAUGGUUGCAGGGAAAAUAUUGAAUUAUAUUCAUGAUAGUGGCCUAACAAUGGGUUGUUAUCAGAUUAAAAACGAAUCUGAUUCAGAUUCUGGACAUCAAAAAAUUGAACCAAUAAAAUCCGAAAUCAAUCCGAAUAUCUUUAUGGAUGCAUUCAAUAUGGAUCAUGAACAACCAAUCCAAUUUGAUCAUUUGAAUUAUGAAUUUUCAUUAAGAAAACCAAUCAAAUCUUCAAAUACUGAUAAUGUCUCGGAUUGGUGUCCACAUCGUUUAGCAAUUGGUGCAUUAUUUCAAAAAUUAUCUCGUUAUAUGUUUGAUGAACAUUUGCAACCAGAAACAAAAAUGAAUUCAGAAAUUAUAUCAUUUAGUUAUAAUAAUUUUAGUAGAAAAACCUAUCCAUUAACGGAUGGUAAUGAAGCACGAAUGAAAUUAAUACAUCAUCAACAAAUGGAAUUUGGUAUGAAAACAAAAUGUGUAUAUUGGAAUUUUCAAACAAAUCUUUGGUCAUCAAAUGGAUGUUAUGUUAUUGAACAGGAAUCUGAUCGUCAUCAUACAACAUGUGCUUGUGAUCACUUGACAAAUUUUGCCGUAAUAAUGGAUAUUAGUGGACAAGAACGACCAUCAAAAUUGAAAUCAAUUCUAACGAUAAUAAUGUGUACAUUAUCGAUUAUCUGUUUGGUGAUGACGGUUAUAUUCUUAUUGAUUUGUCAUGAAUUAAAAUCACGUCGUAAUUCAAUUAUAAUUAAUAUUUCAAUAAUGAUGAUUAUUAUUGAUCUGUUGGUUAUAUUUGGUUUAGAUCGUACUGAAUAUCCGAUAUUAUGUAAAUCAAUAUCCAUAUCAUUAUUAUAUACAAUGUUAUCAUUAUUUUUUUGGAUGUUAAUGGAAGGUUAUAAUCUUUAUCAAAUGAUGAUAUUUAUUUUCAAUACAAAAGGUCAUUUACGUAUGUUAUAUUUAUAUUUAAUUGGUUAUGGGUUACCAUUAUUAAUAACAAUACCGGCAACAAUUUAUAUGCAAUUAAAAACUGAAUUAAGCAAUGAAUAUUUCUGUUGGAUAACAUCGACAAAAUAUCCCGGACAAAUAUGGUUUCUAGCAGGUCCGGUUACCAUAAUCAUCAUUAUCAAUACAUUCAUUAUGAUAAGGGUGAUGAAAAUUGUUUUAUCAAAAAAUGCCCGAAAUUCAUUUGUACAUCAAUCAUCGUUUAAUAAUAAUCCUUCAACAUCUACAUCAACUAAAAAUGGUGGUAGAAACAAAUCAUUAUCAACAACAACAAAUGGUCAUUUUGGUAAAAAUAUUUCACAAAAUCAACAUACGAUCGGAGCUAAACAACGAAAACAAUCAGAUAGGAUUAAUGGAAAAGUGGAUAAUCCUUCAUCAUCAUCAUCAACUGAUGUUAUUAGUUUUGAACAAAGAAAAACUGAAUGGUUUACAUAUUUAAAAGGAUUUUUUGGGUUAAUUAUUUUGAUGGGUAUUACAUGGAUUUCCUAUGUACUUUAUAUUCAUCAAUUUGGUCAUUUUUUUUCCUAUGUUUUUAUCGUUAUGAAUGGAUUACAGGGUGUAUUUAUUUUUAUUACACAAUUUAUAUUUAAUCGCAAAGCAAUGGAUGCUGUUAAGAAAAGAUUAUGUAAUUUUGGUGAUUUUGGUUCAUCAUUUACAUCAUCAACAACAACAUCAUAUUUAUCACAAAAACGUAUUAGUAAACAAUCAACAAAUAAUAAUAUCAAUAAUAAUAAUAACAAAAUCAAUUCACAACCAACAAAUGGUAGAAAAAAUAACGAUAAUAAUGAUGGUGAUGAUGAUGAUGAUAUUUUAUCAUCGGAUAAAUAUCCAUAUAAUGUACUUAUUGAUCGUACAACAUCGUUUGAAUAUUAACACAUUUUUCUCGCCUUUCUGUACAAAUUUUUUUUUUGUUUUGUAUUCACAUUCACAUUCCAUUCAUUCACAUAAAUCAUCAAAAAAUAAAAAAUAAAAAAUUU
Molecule: messenger RNA, 3288 nt
Organism: Dermatophagoides pteronyssinus (European house dust mite)
Lineage: Eukaryota; Metazoa; Arthropoda; Arachnida; Sarcoptiformes; Pyroglyphidae
Product: adhesion G protein-coupled receptor L3-like
Biological process (GO): cell surface receptor signaling pathway; G protein-coupled receptor signaling pathway
Cellular component (GO): plasma membrane
Molecular function (GO): G protein-coupled receptor activity
Source: RefSeq, a predicted model, not a curated record